Molecule: messenger RNA, 1364 nt
Organism: Limulus polyphemus (Atlantic horseshoe crab)
Lineage: Eukaryota; Metazoa; Arthropoda; Merostomata; Xiphosura; Limulidae
Product: zinc finger protein 239-like
Exons: 2
Biological process (GO): regulation of transcription by RNA polymerase II
Molecular function (GO): DNA-binding transcription factor activity, RNA polymerase II-specific; RNA polymerase II cis-regulatory region sequence-specific DNA binding
Source: RefSeq, a predicted model, not a curated record
UUUAAAGUAAGAAGAUAUCUCAUAAUUAAUCCUGGAAAUUAUUUGAAAGUAACAUUAGUUGUUGUGACAUUAGGGAUUUAAAGUAAGAAGAUAUCUCAUAAUUAAUACUGGAAAUUGUUUGAAAGUAACAUUAGUUGUUGUGACAUUAGGGAUUUAAAGUAAGAAGAUAUCUCAUAAUUAAUCCUGGAAAUUGUUUGAAAGUAACAUUAGUUGUUGUGACAUUAGGGAUUUAAAGUAAGAAGAUAUCUCAUAAUUAAUCCUGGAAAUUAUUUGAAAGUAACAUUAGUUUUUGUGACAUUAGGGAUUUAAAGUAAGAAGAUAUCUCAUAAUUAAUCCUGGAAAUUGUUUCAAAGUAACAUUAGUUGUUCUGAUAUUAGGGAUUUAAAGUAAGAUAUUUGUGUUGGUGUUAUUAGACCCUUCAAAUGAAUUUAUAAUUUCAUUAAAUAAAGUAAUUUAUGAUAUAUUUAUUAUUAACUAUUUUGCAUCAUGUAUUUUAAUGUUAGAUGUAAAUACUGGUGUGAACAUCUGUUGUGGAAGUCAGUUUCCAGAUUAUCAAGAUUUAAAACAAGAAGAUAUCUGUACAGAAGUCAUGAAAUCUGAAAAUCCAAACAAUGAUGUUUGUGGAAAAUUAAGCUUUAAUGGAAAUAACCUAAAACAACAUAAGAGGAUGCACACUGUAGAGAAACGUUACAGUUGUACAGUUUGUGAAAAACAUUUUGGAACAAAUAGUGCAUUAAAACUGCACCAGAGAAUACAUACUGGAGAAGAACCUUAUAGUUGUGCAGUUUGUGAAACAAAAUUUCGAAGUAACUGUUACUUAAAAAUACAUCAAAGAAUACAUGUUGUAGAGAAACCUUACACUUGUGCAGUUUGUGGAAAACAAUGUUGGAAAAACAAUGAAUUAAAAAUACAUCAGAGAAUACAUACUGGGGAGAAACCUUACCCUUGUGCAGUUUGUGGAAAACAAUUUGUAAGUAACUGUAACUUAAAAAAACAUCAGAGAACACAUACAGGAGAGAAACCAUACAGUUGCGAAGUUUGUAGAAAACAAUUUGGAAGUAACUCCUAUUUAAAAAUACAUCAAAAAAUACACACUGGAGAGAAACCUUACAGUUGUGCAGUUUGUGGAAAACAGUUCAUAAGAAAUGGUGAUUUGAAAGUGCAUCAGAGAAUACAUACUGGGGAGAGACCAUACAGUUGUGCAGUUUGUGGAAAAUAUUUUGUAACUAGUAGAUCCCUUAAAAUUCAUCAAAGAAUACACACUGGUGAAAAACCUUACUGUUGUGCAACUUGUGGAAAAGACUUUGGAACAAAUACUGAAUUAAAAGUGCAUCAAAGAAGACAUACUGAGGAGAAGCCGUACA